CCUUUGAUCGAGCAAAGCGCGCACAGCCGCGUGUCCGUGGACUUAAUAGGCGGGACUUCCUUUGACAUCAACGAGUCAACCGGCCGUUUAUCUCGCAGCGCCCGACGGAGCCCGUGCACGAUCCGAUAAUAAAGGUUGGCUCAUCCUACACGGCACUAUGCUGGGCGGCUUACAGAGAGGAUGUUCCUGUUGCCUGCCUUGGUUUUGGGUCCUCCUCCUCCUCCUCCUCCUCCUGCCGCCUCUGGUCUCCCUCCACCGCAUCAAACAUCACGACCGGCGGAGCCACAGUGUGAAGGAACGACCCAAGUUACUGCUUGUGUCCUUCGACGGCUUUCGCUGGGACUACGUCAAUCGAGUGCCCAUGACCAACUUCCACGCCCUCCAGGAAGAGGGCGUGAAGGUGGAGAGGGUGGAGAACACUUACAUCACCAAAACCUUCCCGAACCACUACAGCUUAGUGACCGGGCUCUACGCCGAGAUACACGGCAUUGUGGCCAACGAGAUGUACGACCCCGUUUUGAACCGGUCCUUCUCCAAGGACACGGACAGUGUUUACUCUUCACAGUGGUGGGAGGACGCGGUGCCCCUCUGGGUGACCAUUCAGAGAGCUGGACGGCGGAGUGGCGCAGCUAUGUGGCCGGGGUCAGACGUGGAGAUCCACGGAGCGCUGCCCUCUCAAUAUCUCCAAUACAACGCCUCAGUCUCCUUUGAAACCAGAGUGCAGCGGAUUAUCGAAUGGUUCUCUGCGCCCAAAGAAGAAUCCGUCGAUUUUGGAGUUCUGUACUGGGAGGAACCGGAUGAGAGUGGGCACAAGUACGGACCUGAGAGUUCCUGCAUGGAUGAGGUCAUCGCAGGGAUUGAUGAGAAGCUCGGGUUCCUCAGGAAUGAGCUGAAGAAGGCCGGACUUUACGAGAAGGUGAACCUCAUAGUGACGAGCGACCACGGGAUGACGCAGCUUAACACCGAUCAGAUCAUCGAGCUGGACGUGUACGUGAGCAGAGAACUUUACACCUGGGUGGAUCAGAGUCCAGUGGUGGGGAUACUACCCAAAGAAGGAAAGUUUGAGGACGUGUAUAACAAGUUGGUGGACGCACACCCGCACAUGACUGUUUACAAGAAGGAAGACAUCCCAGAGCGCCUCCAUUACAGACACAACAUCAGGAUCAUGCCCCUUCUGAUCGAAGCCCAAGAGGGCUGGACGGUGCUGCAGAACAAGACUGAGCACGUCAUGUUGGGAAACCAUGGAUACGACAACUCCUUACCCAGCAUGCACCCUGUGUUUGUGGCCCGUGGGCCGGCCUUUCGCCAGAAUUACGUCAAGCCCACCAUGCGUUCCAUUGAUCUUUACCCUCUCAUGUGCCACAUCCUUGCCAUUCGGCCGGAACCCAACAACGGCUCCUUCAUUAACAUUCAGGACCUCCUGUUCCCCGAACCAUCGCCGCCUGCACCCAGCGCACCGCCCAAAGUCCGGGGGUCAUCCUAUGCCCCUGCAGUGGGGUGUUUGCUGGGCAUGGUGUUGGUACUAGGCUUUCUGGUGGUUUACAUCAGAGAAGUGACGCUCAAACAGCUGCCUUUGCUGCCGCACAGAAGCAGGGAGAUGUCACAGCCGUUACUGCAAGAGGAUCUGCACCUGUAGGCCAGGAAGAGGAGAGGAAGCACGAGACACGCAAAAGGAGAGGAGGUACUUCUCCCCAAGACUGUCUGACCUGUCCAAAUGCAUCCCCUAAACUCCAACCUUACGUCGAUACAUGGUAUUGCACUGAUGUUUUUAGUAGCAGGGGACACGCCCCCAUCUAAUCUC
Messenger RNA from Thalassophryne amazonica, 1801 nucleotides. It is a transcript of the gene enpp5, whose product is annotated as ectonucleotide pyrophosphatase/phosphodiesterase 5. NCBI's taxonomy places the organism in Eukaryota, Metazoa, Chordata, Actinopteri, Batrachoidiformes, Batrachoididae. The transcript is spliced from 4 exons. The coding region runs from base 158 to 1636 and encodes 492 amino acids. The record is from RefSeq and is a predicted model, not a curated record.